Messenger RNA from Etheostoma spectabile (orangethroat darter), 1236 nucleotides. RefSeq names its product scavenger receptor cysteine-rich type 1 protein M130-like. Gene Ontology annotation, cellular component: membrane. Bases 1 to 1236 code for a protein of 411 amino acids. NCBI's taxonomy places the organism in Eukaryota, Metazoa, Chordata, Actinopteri, Perciformes, Percidae. The record is from RefSeq and is a predicted model, not a curated record. The transcript is spliced from 8 exons.
AUGGAUCACCUGCUGCUGCUUCUCAUACUGCUGUGGAGCUCAGGACUCCAGACUGAAGGAAAGAAGAACCCACUAGAGGUCAGGUUGGUGGGAGGAGACCGUCACUGUGCAGGAACCCUGGAGGUGAAACAUCUGGGAGAAUGGAGACCAGCGGUGGAUUCCUUCUCUGAAACCGGCUGGACCGAGGAUGAAGUACCGGCUCUCUGCAGAGAGUUGGACUGCGGCCCUAAUCUUUCUGUAGAAUGGGGAAGAAAGUCCGUAGACAGAUCUGUGUGGGAGAUGAGUUAUAUUAUGUUUUCCUAUAACAUUGAUCCGAUGAACUAUAUAGAAUCAGGUUCCUCUUCCUUCUUCGUGAAUCUCACCUGCUCAGAGUUCAGGUUGGUGGGAGGAGACCGUGACUGUGCAGGAACCCUGGAGCUGAAACAUCUGGGAGAGUGGAGACCAGUGGUGUUCAGGUUGGUGGAAGGAGACGGUCACUGUGCAGGAAGACUGGAGCUGAAACAUCAGGGAAAAUGGAGACCAGUGGACUGCCCCGAGUCAGUGUGUAACACCAAGUUCCUCUCCUCCUUCUUGAAUCUCACCUGCACAGACUCUGUGAGGCUGGUGGAGGGGACCAGUCUGUGCUCAGGCAGACUGGAGGUGAAGUCGGACCAGUCUACCCAGACCUGGUCCUCAGUGUGUGAACAGGACUUUGACCAGCAGGAUGCAGAGGUGGUCUGCAGGGAGCUUGGCUGUGGGGCUCCUUCAGUCCUCCAGGGGGCGCUCUAUGGAGAACUGGAGGCUCCAACGUGGACCAAAGAGUUCCAGUGUGGGGGCCAUGAGUCUGCUCUCCUGGACUGUAGAAGCUCAGAUAGAAACACCUGCUCAUCUGGAACAGCUGUUGGACUCACCUGCUCAGAGCCGGUCAGGUUGGUGGGAGGAGCCAGUCGCUGCUCAGGAACCCUAGAGGUGAAACAUCUGGGAGACUGGAGACCAGUGGGAGACUAUGAUCCAUACUGGACCCUGAAGGAUUCCAGUUUUAUCUGCAAAAAUUUGGACUGUGGCUCUGCUGUUGCUAAAGGACAGAGACAACUGUCCGACUUAAGACCAGUGUGGAUGAUCAGGUUUAAGGAGUGUGUUCUUUCUGAAUCUUCUCUGAGGGAGUGUUUGAUGACAAAUUCCUCAUCCUCUGUCAUGGAUCUCAACUGCACAGGUAAGCCUAUCACUGACAUCAUCUCUGACGUCAUCUGUAGCUAA